This is a messenger RNA of Clarias gariepinus (North African catfish), 3971 nucleotides long. It is a transcript of the gene apba2a, whose product is annotated as amyloid beta (A4) precursor protein-binding, family A, member 2a. Gene Ontology annotation, molecular function: amyloid-beta binding; protein binding. Lineage: Eukaryota; Metazoa; Chordata; Actinopteri; Siluriformes; Clariidae. The coding region runs from base 134 to 2926 and encodes 930 amino acids. The transcript has 12 exons. The record is from RefSeq and is a predicted model, not a curated record. Gene Ontology annotation, biological process: chemical synaptic transmission. Gene Ontology annotation, cellular component: cytoplasm; plasma membrane; dendritic spine.
GUUCCUAAACACUCGCCAUCCCCGCUUUAAGCUCUUUACUGUAGACGUGUGAGAGAACGAACCCCGAGCUCACACACGCCUGUACAGCCGAAUCCUCCGCUCCAUAGGAUUCCCACUUGGAGUGGGCUUACUGAUGCCAGUUAUGGCUCUCAGACAAAGCCAAGGUUCCAGGGCAAUGACUGAUUGUCCGCAAUACAUCUCAUCUGUACCAGACCAGGCAGUUAAACACUCCAGAGACAGAGAGGAUUUUGAGGAACCUCAUAGCAGUAACACAGAAAGCCAGUCAAGCACACCAGUCCCAGCCAGCUACUGUCCCACUGAAGGCUCUGUGUCAGGGGAGGAUUUCGACCAUGAAGAUAGCCCUAAUCAGCAUGACAGCAUGGAGGAAGACUCACUGUCUGAAUAUGAUAAUGUGAAAUCGGAGGAGGAAGACGAGCAGGACUAUGAGGAAGAUGAGGAACUGCAUACCGAUGCAGAUGGGAUGACUUACUAUGUUCACUGUUGCCCUGAAGACGAGAGUUAUUUGGAAGGAAUGGACUGUCAUGAGGUUGCUGAAAGACCAAGUACUUCCAGAAAACCACCUGCUGGAGAAAGUUCAGAUGCCUGGGAAUUCUCCGAGGGAUUUUAUGGAAUGCUCCAGCAAGGAACAGAGGACCUGGUCCACAAAGGUCCCAAGCCUAGUACUGAGUCUUUCAUUCAUGCUCCCAUGGCGGAGGAUGAAGAAGAUGAUGAAGACGAUGCAGAGGACGUAGAAGAAGAAGAUGAAAAUGAUGAUGAUGAGGAGGAGGAUCCUGCGGAAGAAGAUGAAACAUGUUUUGCUUAUGAACAAGGAAAGGCAGGCGGGAGUCAGGAUGAAAUUAUCUGCAAAGGGCAAUGUGAUUUACGAGAGCACAGUAAAAACCCUCAUCGGGGAUCAAAUUCCAUUAAAGGAAUGAGAGUAGGAGACAAGGGUUUAAGUAAAGAUUACACAGUAGAUAAAAACAUCCCAGAAAAGUGUACGGGUGACAGCCAGAGGUCAAUCAUCUGUCACAGAGAAGGUAAUCAAAAGACCAAUGCUGAAGUUAAAGCUGAUCAUCUAGGAAACUUUGAAGUAGCCAGGGCAGAAACAAACUCAAAACAAAGGUCUGUAUUUAGACGGCAUCAGAUUUGUAAAGAUGACAAAGGCAGCAAAAACCGCAGAAUUAAUAGUAUGACCAAACAUGAAGAUACUGAUAAUAGUGAGGAUUUAAAAAAAAGACAUUCAUACAAAGAUCAUGGGAGGGAAAAAAGAGAAGACAAGUGUUUACAUGUUGGGGAUGGCAGUUCUGAAGACAGUACAAGUAGGGGACAGAGGUGUCCUCAUAGCAAUAGGGCGAAGACUGGGAGAGAUACGGAACAAUCAGUGGGCACGGAUGAGGAUAUGAAUCAGGUUGUAAAUGAGAUAAAAACCAAAAUGAAAGUAGGACCUCAGAGCUCUGAGAUAGACAGAGGUAUAGUAGAGAAGUCGUGCAACGAAAGGAGGAUCCCAGAAAGUUCACAAGUAUCUGCGCUUAGACCACACAGUGAAGAAAGCAGACUCAAUGCCUCCAACACACCCAUGUCAGCUCUUGACUCACGGCUGCAGAACGACCCAGUCAGACUCACUAAAGAAGACUGCUUGAGGUCCAGUAAGGGCCAGGUGACUCAAAACAGCCCACAACACGGCACAAUAAAUCCACGAUCUGAAACCAACACAACAGCUGACAACUGUAACCUCCCUCAGCAAGGAAAGAAAAACCACUCUUUCCCAAGCUUUGUGGAUGUCCCAGGCCCAUGUGAACCAGAGGACCUCAUUGACGGGAUCAUCUUUGCUGCUAACUACCUCGGGUCUACCCAACUUCUCUCAGACAGAAACCCGUCCAAGAGCGUGCGCAUGAUGCAAGCUCAGGAAGCUGUAGACAGAGUAAAGUGCGGCGAUAAAGAGAGCCAGAGCCCGAUCGAGGUUGACCUCUUCAUUUCCACAAAAGCCAUCAAAGUGCUCAAUGCUGACACACAGGAGACAAUGAUAGACAAUGCUCUUCGGACUAUCUCCUACAUUGCAGACAUUGGGAGCGUGGUAGUCUUGAUGGCUCGCAGACGAGUGUCACAGUCUGCUGCACUCGACUGUAAUGAAACCAGCCUGAACUCUGCAGAAGCCAGGAAGCAGUACCGUAUGAUCUGUUACGUCUUUGAGUCUGAGGAUGCCCAGCUCAUUGCACAGUCCAUUGGUCAGGCGUUUAGCAUGGCCUACCAAGAGUUUCUGAGAGCAAACGGAAUUAACCCUAAGGACCUCAGCCAGAAAGACUAUAGCGACAUUCUUAAUUCACAAGAGAUGUACAACGAUGAUCUCAUUCACUUUUCAAACUCUGAGAACUGUAAAGAGUUGCACCUGGAGAAGCAGAAAGGGGAGAUUCUUGGGGUUGUGAUAGUAGAGUCUGGCUGGGGGUCGAUCCUGCCCACUGUUAUCCUCGCCUGCAUGCUGAACAGUGGACCAGCUGCUCGUUCCGGAAAGCUCAACGUGGGUGAUCAGAUCAUGGCUGUCAAUGACACAAGUCUGGUGGGCUUGCCCCUAGCCACUUGUCAGAGCAUCAUCAAGGGCUUGAAGAAUCAGUUACAGGUGAAGCUGAGUGUAGUAAGCUGUCCUCCUGUGACUACGGUGCUAAUAAAGAGACCAGAUUUGCAGUACCCUUUGGGCUUCAGUGUACAGAAUGGCAUAAUCUGUAGCCUGAUGCGAGGUGGAAUAGCAGAACGCGGAGGAGUGCGUGUGGGUCAUAGAAUAAUUGAGAUUAACGGACAGAGUGUAGUUGCCAUGGCACAUGAGAAAAUUGUCCAUGCCCUGUCGGUGUCUGUCGGAGAGAUUCAUAUGAAAACUAUGCCAGCUGUGAUGUUCAGACUGCUAACUGGACAGGAAACCCCAAUGUACAUCUAAACGCAAUGCUGGUGCUGUGGAAGCUCUGUGAUGCCCUGCGCUGCCUGUGUAACUCGACAGUUCCAUACACAGUUCCUUGUUCCCAAGAGGAACUCCUAAAGGUUUUAUGUAAAGCCCUACAACAAAGUGUUUUCCUACCCUUCUCAGCAGAAAAAUUAAAAACUUCUCCAAAUAUCCUUCAUUCCUUAUAAGUGUAGUUUGAAUCCCUACUACGAACUGUAAACAUCCUUGUUGUGCGCUCUGCAAGUAUACUAGUUUACUAAUCCAGUAUCAGUACAUCCAUUAGGGAAACUGACAUCAGGCUUAACCCUUGGUUGAUCAUGCUCAUUUACAGUGUGUAUGCUUCGUCAUAACCAGAAAACUAACGCAAGAUAUUUUAAUCCUCAUGUUGGAAGGCAAGGUCUGUGUGUGAGUAUGUAUGAGACAAGGUGUUUAAAGCUAACACUGACUUAAAGUACAAGACUCUCCUAAUAAAUUAGGUUUGCAGUGCUCAGCAGGGUUAAUGUGGAUGAAUGAAUCUUCUGAAUGGUAGUCACCUCCUCCUGUUUUUAACCCGAGGGGGGAAAAAACAAUGCAUGAUUGUGUUCCCUGCAGGUGAGCUGUAGCUUAUAGAAUGUCGGGUCACCCAUGUCAGACCUAGUAAACAAAUACAGCUGUGGUUAAGUCCACCCUGACAGUUGUCGUUCACCCACUUGCUUUGCCUUGCAUGAUUAUUUUUGUUUUAUUUAUUAGUAUUGGUAUUUAUUUAAUGCUGUAAAUAAUAGAGUUGUUUAUCAGCUGACUUGUAAUAACUAAGACUAGAUAUCUAUGCAGAUUCAUUAGCUAAAAUGGGAAUGACGCUAUCCAUGUUUGUAAUUAGCCAUUUAUAUUUAGUUCAUUUCAUUAGACUCCGGUCAUUUGUGGAGGAUUGCCUGACUUCCAAAGAUUUUCUCAUUAGAAUAUAUCCAAAUACCCAUGACACAUUGGGCUGAUUUAAUUGUAUUAUAUUGUUUUUUUAAUCUGUGCCUUUGACUCUCACCCGUUAAAUAAACUAAAUAUUCCUUUA